CUGCCGCCGAGGCGCAGGGCCCACCGCCCAGACCCCGACCCCGACCCCGCGGUUCGAGAGGGGCAUUAGCGCUGCGUGGGGAGCAGCACCUCCUACCCGGGGGAGGCUAUGGGCCCCAGAUGCUCUCACCGCCAGGUGACAGAAGGACCCGUCCCCGAAUUCGAGAAGACAUGGGUGGGGAAGAGACCAGAAUGGAGACGUGAACAGGGUCGAAGUCGGAUCGGUACUGGUUGGGAAGGGAGGGCCAGGACAGGGGCAUGAGGACCCUCUCUGGAUACAAGGAAGAAAGAGUCUGUCUGGGACCGGAGGAUUGGAAACCGGGGAAUCCCUACAGAACCUGAGGGAAGAGGAGAAAGGGGCUGUUCCGUAGAGCGGAGGGUCCUUCUCAGGAAGAUGGCCUACUAUGGAAAAUGCAUCGAUGUCGUGAUAGAGCAACUGGACAAGUUUAAGCCUGAGAAGGACAGUCCCGACCAGUUCCUGGAGGCUGCAUCCUCCUCUCUGCAGGCCCUGAGCCCCCUGAAGCAGGCGUUCGUGAUGGAGGUCCUGUCCGGCUGUCUUGAAUACUGGAAGUUGCUGACCAUCGUGGUAGACGCCUUCUACGUACGGGAUGGCCGACUCUGCCUCUGGGCUGACUACAGCCUCUUCCAGGUGCUGUGCUACCUGGCCACGUUCCAGCUGGAUGAGCUCGGCUUCCAGCUCUUCUGCAGCAUCAUCAAGUCCCAGCCCACACGCAAGACCUGCAAGUUCCUCAGGUUCUUUUUCAACCCCUUAAACCUAUGCUCUUGGAUCAAGGACGAAUGGAGCCUCGUCUACGAGACCGCCCAUGUGAAGGAGAACUGGAUCAACCCCCUAAUGAGAUGGCAGCCAGAGAUCCAGGAGCUUCUUGAUCAACUGGAGGGAGUGUCAGCUAGUCAAACUGCUAUCUUCAAGACCAAGGCCAAGGUCACAGAGCCCAAGGCAUUCAACCUGACUACACCCAGGCCCCGGGCCAUUCCGGUACCUGAGCCAGUCCCCACCAUGGCCAAGCCAAGACAAGUCCCUCGGAGUACCUACCAGGAGCCCAAGGAGCAACAGCAGCUGCAGAUCAUCAAGAGGCACAACCGCCUGAAGGCCGAGGAGCUGCUGCUGAGGGCGAACGUGGAGGAACUGCGGUGCGCCAUGCCCAGGGCACAUAGGGCACCGCCUGAGCAGGACUCCAAGAAGAAGCUUGGGUGCCCAACCCACAUCCAAAAAUCCCCAAAGCUGACCUUCUACAGGCCUGACAAUAUCCCUAUCAAGUUGAACACUGCUGCCAUCUUGCGAGAAGGGGCCUUGUACCAGAAGCAGGUGGAAAAAGAGCUGCAGAGGGUUGAUAAGCUUGUGGAUGGAGCUGGGGACUUCUCUGAGUUCCUUGAGUGGCAGAAGAAGAUGCAAGCAAAGGACCAGGAGGAGCAGCUGGCUGCAGGCGAGUGCCGGCGGCUACAGGGGAAGCUCAGCCAUGAGGAGGCCAUCCUGGCCCGGCAGAACCUCAUACAGGAAAACAAGCAGAAGGCAGACCAGAAGAAAGAGGAGACAGCUGAGCUGAUGCUGCAGUGUGCCGAGAGGAGGCUCAGAGAGGCCAAGUCCAUGAAGGAGCUGGUGGAACAAGUGACAGAGGCACAGAAGAAUGUCAAAGUGGCUCAGAUGAAGCUUGUGAAGGGCCGACGGCAGAUAGUUCAGGAGGUAAUGGAGGAGAGCCGGGAGAUGCUGCAGCGAAGUUCAGAGGCAGCCAGGGAGGAGCAGAGGCGUCGCUGUGAACUCAUCUCGCAGCUGCGUGCACUGGAGACACAGCCCACAUGCAAGGGCAAGCUGGUGGACCUGACCCAGAUCCCCGGGUAUGGUGUGGAGGGGGAGAUGUCUGUUGUGGAGCUUCGAGAGCGACUGGCCCUGCUCAGAGACACCCAGAGGCGUGAGGAGGAGGAGAAGCGAGAUCAAAUCAUCCAGGACAAGCGUACCAAGAGCCAGGAGCUACUGAACACAUUGGAGCAGAUCUCACUGUGCCGCAAGGCCAUGGGGAAAACUGCGGCUAUGAGGUGGGAGCAGAAGAAAGCCCAGGCGGUUACGGGCGCGGCCUCCCAAGACGAGCGCGUGCUGGAGCUGCAGCGCAGGAUCCAGGAGAGGGUGGCGGAGCGCCGCCGGCAGGCGGCCUCGCUGCACCUGCCGGCGCCGCGGACUGAGCGCCGCCAGUCACGGGUGAGCUUUCGGGGAGCCAAGGUGAGCUCCAGCUUGGUCUCGGCCGCCGCCCUGGCGUGCCCUGCUCAUGCCAACACAGCCCCCCGCCCGCAGGCGCAGCUGGAAGCGCAGCACUGGCUGCAGCUGGAGAGGAGCCGCGAGCGUAGGCUGCGGGCCCUGCAACGCCGGGAUUCGGCGAUCGCACCGGCGCGCCGCCUGGAGGCUGCCUGAGCCGCGCGCCCUGCGCCUGGGCCGCUAUACCCCCCCCCCCCCUCGCCGCCGCGUGCUGCCCGCGACCGCGCCCAGCCCUGUGUUCCCCAGCCCGCAUCUGCGCGAGCGGUGCUUUGAUAGAAAAGGCAGGCCGCUCAGUCACUAUGUGAAAGAAAACCAGUAUCCGUUCUUUAUUUGGAAUUCAAAUUUAACUUCCCACCUGCAUUUUAAUAUGCUGAAUUGGACCUCGGGCCCAGACCCUAGCCCUUCCUCAGGGCCCAGCAAGUCAUCAUUCCCAAGGACCCCUUUAUCCCGCUCCCAGCUCCAGAACAUCAUCAGCACUGGAGUCCCCACCCGCUAUCCAGACCCAGUGGCUUCACUUGAGAACCUAAGAUCCUGUGUGCAGUUGUGCUGUGGUACCAUUCUGGCCCUUCCCAUGCCUUAUCAUGUAAUCUGCGAUUUUGGACACAUAGAAACUCUGGCCCAUUCUCAUUUCAUUGAUGAGACCAUUGGUGCUCAGAGAGGUGACCUGUCCAGAGAGCCAGACACAGAGCUAAGCAUGGGUGACUUUACAGAGUACUGAAGGAGCCCGGAAUCAACAAGGUUGGGACCACUGGAAAACAGGUGGUCCAGUGCAGGGACCAAGACUGAUUUGUUGGCUGGAGAAGGGGUGACCUUGAGAACAGGCCUGUGGAGUAAGAGCCUCCUGGCCCUCUAGAACAGAGCACAUCAUGCUGCUGCUCACUAAAAGGAUAGAAUGUAGACAGUCCCUGCGGUGGGGUGCAGUAAGGGAGGGGCUAGAAACUCUCAGAUGGAUAAAUAUUCAGGAGAGGGACAUACUUCCCCUUCUCCUUUGACCUGCAGAACUGGUACCUCAGCAGUGGAGGCUGGGCCUCUGAGCACUUUCAGAUCAGGAAAGCACACAUGAGCAGUGACAAGAACAGAUUUAAGGGUCAGAGUCCUACUGCAAUAUUCUGAAUUGUAUUAGAACUCCAGAACUUUCCCACAACCCAGGUUGGUAAAGAGAAAUUCCCAUCUCCCUGUUGAAUCAGAGCUGAGAAUAGAUUAAAUUUCAUUUAAUGAAAAAAAAUCUCUUUAUAUCCUGUGUUGUGCUAUUCAAAUCCAUUUCAUUUGAUAUUGAGGGAAUACCCUGAUAAUUAGUCCAGACAGACUUUCAGGAGCUCUGAAGGAUUCAAAAGGAUUUAUCAGCUCCCCUAAGUGGCAAGCCAAAGGCAGAUGGACUUCAGGACACGCCUGAUGCAGGAGUUCUAUCUCCAAGCUGGUAGCAGUUUGUUUCAGGAAUGUUGAAUAUGUCUCCAGGCUUGAAGGAGUUCCUGUUAAGCCAGCCUUCUGCAAUGGGGGCAAGUCUGUAUGGUUGCCCGCAGCAAGGCUGUGGCAAGGGAGGAAACUGUCCUUCACCUUCACCUAUUAGGCUUGCCUCUGGGCAGAGCAGAGAUAUGGCAGACCAACACUGUGGAUGCUCUUGGCAACAAUGUUGAUUGGCAGUCAGCAAGGUCCCCAACAUAAAUUGAUGCUCUUGGCAACAAUGUUGAUUGGGAGUCAACUAGGUCCCCUCUCCAGUCCUGUUCUAAGAGCUAGCUUGUGGGAAACUGCUCCAUCUACAUGAGUGGGUGUAGGCCUAGGGUCAUUCCCUAAAACUGUGGCAGAAUGUCUAUCUGUAUCCAUAACUCCUUGCCUUGUGACUUUACCAUUCCCAUCAAGAGGUGAAGUCUAUAUUUCUCAAUCUCUGAACCUAGUUUGGAUUGGAGACUCACUUGGACCAAAAGAAUGCAGCAUAAGUAGCCUUGUGCCAGCUCAGAGCCUGGAACUAAAAUGGUCUUGGAGGUUCCACUUGUUCACUUAGAAGCCUACCAGGCCCCAGUGACCCUGGGUGGCCUUUUGGGAUAAGACAGCUGAAACUUGUGAAGGAGAGCCAGUUGUCCUGAGUCCAUUCUAGAUCAUUCUGCAAGUAGCAGACACUCCCACCCCAUCUCCCACAUGUGAGGGCGGCCAGGACCAGAAUUCUACACUCCCAACUGAGCAACAAUAAACACCUGUUGUUUAAAA
Ictidomys tridecemlineatus (thirteen-lined ground squirrel) is the source of this 4467-nucleotide messenger RNA. It is a transcript of the gene Cfap99, whose product is annotated as cilia and flagella associated protein 99. The record is from RefSeq and is a predicted model, not a curated record. Lineage: Eukaryota; Metazoa; Chordata; Mammalia; Rodentia; Sciuridae.